Molecule: messenger RNA, 1212 nt
Organism: Armigeres subalbatus
Lineage: Eukaryota; Metazoa; Arthropoda; Insecta; Diptera; Culicidae
Product: odorant receptor 94a-like
Exons: 4
Coding region: 132-1136 (334 amino acids)
Biological process (GO): detection of chemical stimulus involved in sensory perception of smell; sensory perception of smell
Cellular component (GO): plasma membrane
Molecular function (GO): olfactory receptor activity; odorant binding
Source: RefSeq, a predicted model, not a curated record
UUCUGUGCCAGCGGGUAGCAUUUUGGGUCUGGAAAAUCAUCGGCAUAUGGGCAACUGAAAAUGAAAGCCUGUACUACAAGGCAUACCGUCGGGUAUACCAUUUUUUCUUCACUGGAAUUUACUUGUUCGCGAUGUUCAGCAGUUCGUUUUUUACUGAAAAUCUGGAAGCACUUUGGAUAGAGAUACUGUUUAUGCUACCCACGGAAAUCGCCAUGUUGGUCAAGACCGUAUCCGUUGUGAACAGAUUCGAAGCCAUUUACGGAUUGAAUCGGAUGACUCUUUCGAAAGAGUUUAAAUCAAUGUGCCCGAAACAGGAGGAAGAAUACAAGCGGUACUUCGAACGAUUCAGCAAAGCAAUGAUGUUUUACUAUUUCUGCAGUGUUUCUACGGUGUUGGCCUCCAUGGGAUUCCUUUUCGAUGAUCGACUCAAAUUGCCAUUCUUCAAUUGGUUCUAUUGGGUCCCAAUAGAUAAGGAUCAUAUGAACAAUUACUACAUAAUAUUUGCCUACCAGAUGAUUGGAAUGAUGGGACAUUGCCUCUUGAAUGUGUCUGCUGAUGUGAACAUCGCCCUUCUCCUAUCAACAGCUGGCAAACAAUUGGAUCUGCUAAGUUACGAGCUAGCUCGAUUGCCAGUGAACCCAACGGGAACAAACAUUGAGAAAAGUUAUUAUAAAAGAAAAUUUGAAGAGCACAUUCAACAAUAUAACCGAAUCUAUGACUUUGCGCGGGAAACAGAGAAACAAGUUUCAUGGAGCGUUUUUUCACAAAUCUGUGCGAGUGGCGUUACCAUUUGCGCCAUAAUAUUUCGACUAUCAGCGAUAAGCUUAUUCGAUAAUGUUAGUUCGACGAUUUCGAUGUACUUCUAUCUGAUGUCGAUGUUAACGCAGAUUUUCUUGCCGUGUUACUUUGGAAACGAUGUCACGCUCAAGAGCCAGAAGUUGACCAACGCCAUGUACACCUCGGAUUGGUACCAAUUGGCCCUACGUGAACGAAAAGACCUGAAAAUGAUGAUGAUUCGAACCAGUGAACCCAUUCGAUUAAAAGCUGGCAAUUUCUUUAACUUCAAUCUAACUGAUUUUACAUCGACCCUGAAUAGAUCAUAUUCGUUAUAUGCGGUCAUCAAUCGCCGAAAAUAAAACAGAAAUGUGAAAUUAAUUAACAGCUGAUCGAAUGAUAUUAUUGAGUUGCAUAUAUAAUGAUAUUACAGAAGCA